CGGAAUGCAGUGCAUCACAACAGCUCACCUGAUCAUCAUCAUACGAUGGCGAAGCUCCUGAUCUUGAUCGUGAUAGCCUGCACAUCAGGUGUCAUAGCGAAGCCUCCGCAGGCGAUAAAGGGUGGCAAUUUGGCGGCAGAGGGUGAAUUCCCCUGGCAAGCUUCUCUCCAAAAAUUUGGCAGCCACUUGUGCGGAGGAAGCAUCAUUGACAGCACCCACGUUCUCACAGCAGCCCAUUGUGUCCUCACCAGCGGUUUGCGCCCCGAGAGUGGUCUAACGAUCCUCGUGGGCACCAAUAACAAGGAUCAACGAUCAGCAACUAUCUCCAGGGUUAAACGAGUUCAAGCGCAUGAGAGUUACACAGGAAGGUCACCUUAUCGACACGACAUAGCUGUCAUCACGUUGACAACGCCAAUUGCAUUCAAUAGACUUCAACGGUCAAUAGCAUUACCUGUGAGAGACGCGAAUGUUGGUGAGGAAGGUACCGUUAGCGGAUGGGGUGUCACUGAUUAUCCUUCACGGCGGUCUAGCAGUCGGCUGAUGAAAAUGACGAAGAAGGUGAUCAGCAACGAUAGCUGCAAUCGCCAACACGUGAGCAUGAUCCACCCUGAGCAUCUUUGUGCCUUUUCUAGACAUGGACAAGGUAUUUGCCACGGUGAUAGUGGCAGCGGUCUCGUUGUUAACGGUAGAAUCAUCGGCAUCGCUUCCUGGGUAAGACCUUGUGGUGUUGGGUAUCCAGACGUGUACACCAGGGUCUACUCUUACAGAACGUGGAUCGCACAGAAAAUCUCCACCAUCACAAGAACACCAGCAUCCAAAAGUUAUUUUCCAAGUACUCAUCCAUAUGUGACGCAAAUGUUCGUUAUCAUUUAUGCACCCAAAUGUGAUGCGAAAUUAUUGGAAUUGAUAAGCAAGCGAAGAGAAGGUCGGAUGAAUGAGAUAUUUUGCAAAUACAAAUGCAAAAGGUCACCCAACUUUAGCAAUUGCUCCGGUGUAACUCCAACUGCGCCAGAUGAUAUAAAAUUCAUCCUAGCGAAACCUCCUCAAGCUAUCAAAGGUGGUGAUGUAGCAGUCGAUGGUGAAUUCCCGUGGCAGGUUUCGAUUCGCCAGCAUCACGUUCAUAUUUGUGGUGGAAGCAUCAUCGAUGAUCGUCACAUUCUAACAGCAGCUCAUUGUGUUCAAAAUGAAGACGGAAGCUUAUUCCAAGGAUUGAGGGUUCUGAUAGGUACCAACGACGCCCAGCAAUGGUUCCCCAAGACCCACAAAGUCAAGAGCCUCCAUCCCCAUGAGAAAUAUAAACAGAUCUCACCUUAUCGCUACGACAUUGCAAUCAUCACGUUGGAAGAUCCAAUCGAGUUCAAUGACAGACAGAAACCCGUUGCAUUACCUGAAAAGGACAUAUCCGUUGAUGAUACAGCUACUGUCAGUGGCUGGGGACAUAUCGGCUGGCCUGCGAGCAUGGGAACUUAUCCAGACAGCUUGAUGAAGAUGGAGAAGAGGGUCAUCCCAAGCAGUCGUUGCAUGAGGGACCAUCGAACCGUGAUUUAUCUUGAUCAGCUGUGUGCUUAUGGUGGUUAUGGAAAGGGCGUCUGUCAUGGUGACAGCGGUAGUGGGCUGAUCUACAAUGAUCAAAUUGUUGGUAUCGCUUCCUGGGUGAUACCUUGUGCCGUUGGAUAUCCGGACGUUUAUACUAGAGUGUAUGCUUAUACAGAUUGGAUCGCUAGGAUAAUUGCUGACAACUGA
Diachasmimorpha longicaudata is the source of this 1743-nucleotide messenger RNA. Its product is annotated as transmembrane protease serine 9-like. Gene Ontology annotation, molecular function: serine-type endopeptidase activity. Gene Ontology annotation, biological process: proteolysis. The coding region runs from base 46 to 1743 and encodes 565 amino acids. The transcript is spliced from 8 exons. Lineage: Eukaryota; Metazoa; Arthropoda; Insecta; Hymenoptera; Braconidae. The record is from RefSeq and is a predicted model, not a curated record.